Fraxinus pennsylvanica is the source of this 447-nucleotide messenger RNA. Lineage: Eukaryota; Viridiplantae; Streptophyta; Magnoliopsida; Lamiales; Oleaceae. The record is from the annotation of a GenBank genome assembly.
AUGGAAGAUCAGAAAAUGCUGCCAACAAAUGAUGCCUUGGUUAGUAAGCCAAGAAAAAAGAAACCUUCAACAAAAGAGACUGAAAUGCUUAAUGCACCUGGGGAUAAUAGGAAAAGAUUUCAAGACGCACGACCCCCUUCUAGCCAGAAAGGGCAGAAGGCCUCCAGAAAAGUACUGAUGAAUAAUGUUUCCCCAUUGUUCCAACAACAAGAGCGUUCUGCCUCAGAUUCGUUGCCAGACUCUUCUAAUUCUGGAAAUGAAUAUCGGGCAUUGAGGCGCAAAUAUUUGCUACUGGAAGAGGAAAGCUUUGGAUUGGGAUCAGAGUUGAAAGAGGUUGAAGAUGAUAUUAUGGCCCUUGAAAAGGAGAAGCUAUCUUUGCUAGAUGAGCUUGUUGUCUUGGAAGGCCUAAUUGAUCCUUCAGAUAUUCAGCCUCAGGGCCAAAGAUAG